Messenger RNA from Hydra vulgaris (swiftwater hydra), 1096 nucleotides. RefSeq names its product uracil-DNA glycosylase. The record is from RefSeq and is a predicted model, not a curated record. Gene Ontology annotation, biological process: base-excision repair; base-excision repair, AP site formation via deaminated base removal. Gene Ontology annotation, cellular component: mitochondrion; nucleus. Gene Ontology annotation, molecular function: uracil DNA N-glycosylase activity. Lineage: Eukaryota; Metazoa; Cnidaria; Hydrozoa; Anthoathecata; Hydridae.
AGUCUAAAAUUUGAAGAACAUAUUUAAAAAUGGCUUCUAGGAAAGUGCUUCACACCAAACAACCUUCCAUUACUAGUUUUUUUUUUAAUGCUAAACAAAGUACACCACAACAAGGAUUGCAUCAGCAACAACAGCGAGAGUUAUUUACAGAUAGUUUUAUAAAAAGUAAAAAAGUUAAACUGGAGCAAUAUAGUACAUAUAAAAAAGACGAUGAAAAUACGCUUCCAAUAAAAAACUGUAUAUCACCUGAACAAAAACAAAGAAUGGAAUUGCAUAAAAAAGAAGCAGAAAAAAAGUUAAGAUUAAAGCUUUUUCAAGAAGUUAAAAUUUCUGAAGGUUGGCAGGAUGUAAUUAACAUUGAGUUUCAGAAGACUUAUUUUAAGAAUUUGCAACAGUUUGUUGCUGAACAAAGAAAAACUAAAGUUAUAUAUCCUCCAGAAAAUGAAGUAUACAGUUGGACUCAGCAUUUUAAUAUUAAUGAAACAAAAGUUGUUAUAUUAGGACAAGACCCAUAUCAUGGCCCAGGACAAGCUCACGGGUUAUGUUUCAGUGUCAAGCCAGGAGUUCCACCACCGCCAAGUCUCGUUAAUAUGUACAAAGAGCUAUCAAAUGAUAUACCAGGAUUUAAAACUCCAAAUCAUGGGUUUCUACUUGGUUGGGCCAAACAAGGUGUUCUACUAUUAAAUGCUGUGCUCACUGUGGAAAAGGGUCUUGCUAAUUCACAUAAAGAUAAGGGUUGGGAAAAAUUUACAGAUGCUAUAAUUCAUUGGAUCAAUGAUAAUCUAAAAGGAGUAGUUUUUAUACUGUGGGGAGGAUAUGCUCAGAAAAAAGGAAGUUUCAUUAAUAAAUCAUCGCAUUUAGUGCUAUCUGGUAUGCAUCCUUCUCCUCUAUCUGCUCAUCGUGGAUUUUUCGGAUGUAAACAUUUUUCCAAAGCGAACCAGUAUCUUAGAGAAAAUAAUAAGCAAGAAAUAGAUUGGUGCUGUUUGCCAUUGGAGUAGUUGAAUUUCUAAUUAUAGUAAACUGAACUAAAAGAGAAAGUUGGAUUGUAUAUAUUUUUGUUGGUUUUUUAAAGAAAACAUAAGCUUUUUAAUUAAAA